Molecule: messenger RNA, 1321 nt
Organism: Lolium rigidum
Lineage: Eukaryota; Viridiplantae; Streptophyta; Magnoliopsida; Poales; Poaceae
Product: ADP,ATP carrier protein ER-ANT1-like
Exons: 3
Coding region: 1-996 (331 amino acids)
Biological process (GO): mitochondrial ADP transmembrane transport; mitochondrial ATP transmembrane transport
Cellular component (GO): mitochondrial inner membrane
Molecular function (GO): ATP:ADP antiporter activity
Source: RefSeq, a predicted model, not a curated record
AUGGCCGCUGCGGCGGCGGCGGCCGCCACGAGCGCCGGAGACGAGCUGCAGCGGCGGCGCACGGCGAGGAGGGCGGCGGCGGACUUCGCGAUGGGCGGCGCGGCGGCCGUGGUGGCCAAGACGGGGGCGGCGCCGGUGGAGCGCGUGAAGCUGCUGCUGCAGAACCAGGCGGAGAUGCUGCGCCGCGGGAGCCUCACGCGCCCCUACGCGGGCAUCGCCGACGCCUUCGCGCGCGUGCUCCGCGACGAGGGCGCCGCCGCGCUCUGGCGCGGCAACCAGGCAAACGUCAUCCGAUACUUCCCCACCCAGGCUUGUAACUUUGCGUUCAAAGGCUACUUCAAGACUCUCUUUGGCUAUGACAAGGAGAAGGACGGGAAGUGGAAAUGGCUAGCUGGAAAUGUAGCAUCUGGCAGUGCUGCGGGAGCUACAACGUCCUCACUGCUAUACCAUCUGGACUAUGCACGGACACGGCUAGCUACUGACGCAAUUGAAUCUCGACAAAACAAGCGUCAGUUCAAGGGGUUGCUAGAUGUCUACAGGAAGACACUCAAAACUGAUGGUAUUCCUGGACUGUACCGAGGCUUCAGCGUGUCUAUUGUUGGUAUCACUCUAUACCGGGGCCUCUAUUUUGGCAUCUACGACACCAUGAAGCCCCUCGUCCUAGUAGGCCCGCUGGAGGGAAAUUUUCUGGCCAGUUUCGCCUUGGGCUGGUCAAUAACUACAUUCUCUGGGGCCUGUGCCUAUCCAUUCGACACACUCCGACGAAGGAUGAUGUUGACUUCAUUGCAACCGUUCAAAUACAGGAACGCCUUCCAUGCCGUACAACACAUAGUUGCCACGGAAGGGUUCUUCACGCUGUUUCGAGGGGUCGGUGCAAAUAUCCUCUCAGGAAUGGCCGGAGCUGGAGUUCUCUCCGGGUACGACCAGCUCCAGCGGCUCGCAGGCCAGCAUGACUACAAGUUCGAGAGCAAGAUGAAACAAGGGGCGUUGAAAUGACACGCAUAUAGGUAUGAUGUAGGCAGAUCCUGGGCUGUUCAGUCUGAGGUGGCCGCAUAGGAUGAUUCCAGCAACAAUUAUAUGAAUCUGGUAGUAGACCAAAACUCUUGACUGCAUCGGUUUCGCAGCAGUUGGUGGGAACGGAUGUGCAGGCGGGUCUCUUGAGCUUUGAACAUCAUGGCGAUUCGACUUAGCCUUCAAAUGUAAAUUAAUACGGAGGCUAAAGUUGCUGUCCACAGUACACGGUGAAUGUAAAAUGUAGAAAACACUUGUGGAUAGAAUGUGCAUAAUUCAGUGAUCAGUGGAAUGCUAAUUUUCGAUUUCA